AUGCAGUUCACGCGACGGUUCCAGGUCGGCGCGGAGUUGGGCAAAGGCGGGUUCGGGCUGGUGAACAAGUGCAGCGAUCUGACGGGCGAGAUGGGUUCGCAGCCGCUCGCGGUGAAAACCAUCGAUAAAGUCGCGAUGUACGAGGAGUGCGAGAACGCGGGGCAGCUGAUGGAGCGGCACCGCGCGUUGGAGCGCGAGGUGAAGAUUCUAGGGCUACUGCGCGACCACCCGAAUAUCGUGCAGGUGAGGUGGGACGGGCCGGGGAGCGGGGGAGGGUUGAGCUGGGAAGAGGCGGGAACGGGGGAAUUGGAGGAGGUGGAGAGCGAAAAGUGGAAAGGGUGGGGGGGAGUGAAGAAAGUUUACAACACUAAAGACAGGUUCCGCGUGGUAAUGGAGCUCUGCGACGGCGGCACUCUAAAGGAUCACCUUGUAAAGCAGAUGGAGGCCGGCACCGCAGCCCGGAAAAAGAUCAAGCUCGGAUACUCAGGCGGGUUGCCCGAAAAGGAAGCGGUCGACGUGUUUCGGCAGCUAGUGGAGGCAGUGCAGUACUGUCACGCCAAGAGCGUGGUGCACCGGGAUAUAAAGCUUGAGAAUGUGCUGCUGACGCUGAACCAGAGGUUCUGCCUGGACUGCGACUUGCAGGAUAUAGAGGAGAAGGAUGACGUGCCUCGACUCUUCACAAUCGAUUCAGUUGGAGAUGCCGAGGAAAUGGCUGCAGGAGAGAGCUCAAGGGUGGGAGACGAGAGCGGAAGGACCGAGGGAGGGGCGUCAGAAGCAGGGAAGGAGACACCAGCAGCAGCAGCAUCAGCAGCAGCGGAAUCUCUUCCUAGAAGCUCCACUGAGGAGGAGAUCGCAAGGCCCAGGCAGAGCAAGUGCACUUGCGGCAAGGUGAAAGUUGCUGGUCCUCCACCCGAAGGGAUUCCUGUCACGUCUUGCUUGUUCUCAGAGCUCCCUUUCACGAUAAAGCUCGCAGACUUCGGGCUUGCGGUGAUUGUCAAGGAAGGGCAGAAGCUGCAAGGUAACAUGGACACCACGCCAUCGCAACCGUCGGAUUCGCAACCCAAACCCACCGACGACUCCUCCGCGUCCUCCGCAAAGCCCGCCGACACCGGCGCCGGCACCUCCGGAGGCAGCGAGGAGAACUUCACAUCGGAGAAAGAGAUCAUCGCGAGAUGGAACGAGCUACGCGCGGAUAUCCAACGGCUCUAUUCCCGCAUCGCGGAGCACGAGCAGGAAUUGGCGGAGCACCGGCUAGUUUCCGCCGCGAUCGAGGGGAUGGACCCCUCCCGCCGCUGCUUCCGCGCGGUCGGCGGAGUUUUGGUCGAGCGGCGCAUCGGGGAGGUGGUUCCCGCGGUCGCGCGCAACGCCGCGGCGCUCGACGCGGUGGUUACGCGACUCGCGGAGACGCUCGCGAAGAAACGGCAGGAUCUGGCGGCGCUGGAAGCGCGGUUCAAUAUCCGCGUGCGGCCGGUCGAUGAGCUAUCGCGGGGGAGGGCCGGCGCGGAGGGGGGCGCGGGGGGAAGCGCGGGAGGCGGAGCGGGGGGAGCGGAGUCUAGCAAAGCUGCGGGAGCGUCGCAAGGAGUGCUGGUGGGGACGAGCGCUGCUCGCUAA
Messenger RNA from Closterium sp. Naga37s-1, 1611 nucleotides. The record is from the annotation of a GenBank genome assembly. Lineage: Eukaryota; Viridiplantae; Streptophyta; Zygnematophyceae; Desmidiales; Closteriaceae.